Messenger RNA from Bipolaris maydis ATCC 48331, 1693 nucleotides. Its product is annotated as Brix domain-containing protein. The record is from RefSeq and is a predicted model, not a curated record. Gene Ontology annotation, molecular function: rRNA binding. Gene Ontology annotation, biological process: rRNA processing; ribosomal large subunit assembly. Gene Ontology annotation, cellular component: preribosome, large subunit precursor. NCBI's taxonomy places the organism in Eukaryota, Fungi, Ascomycota, Dothideomycetes, Pleosporales, Pleosporaceae.
CGAUUUCACGACAUCGACGGCUGCUUUCAGUCACACACCCCAAGUUCCGCUUUCACCUAUUACUGCACCAUUCCCUGAUUUGUUUCCCAAAGAACUGUGCUACAGAAAUCAGGACUGAGGUUCGGAAAAGCCGACUUUGAAGCUAUAGGCCCGCCCGAAGGCGUUCGAUUGAGCUGUCGCAAUGGCUCGUGGAAGAGGAACUGCGAGAAAGAAGCAAUCGGCAAAGGACAAGGAAUUGGCCAAGAAGCCCGUGGCAGGUCCCAAGUCUAUGGUGAUUCGGAUUGGUGCACAAGAAGUCGGAAAAUCUAUCUCAGACCUCGUCAACGAUGUCAGGCAUUGCCUGGAACCCGAUACCGCUAUUAGGCUCAAGGAACGACGUGCGAACAAGCUCAAGGAUUACCUCGUCAUGUGCGGCCCGCUAGGCGUUAGCCAUCUACUUCUCUUCUCUAGAUCAGAAAGCGGCAAUACAAACCUUCGACUCGCCCGUACUCCCCGAGGCCCUACGCUCCACUUCCGCGUUGAAAACUAUUCUCUCUGCAAAGAUAUCAUCAAAGCCAUGAAGCGCCCGCGAUCCGGUGCAAGCGACUACUUGGUCGCACCAUUGCUCGUCAUGAACAACUUCUUGACAAGUGAUAGCGAUAGGGAAAAGCUAGGAGAAAAGGCACCACCAAAGCAUCUCGAGAAGCUCGUGACAGAUAUGUUCCAAGGUCUUUUUCCACCAAUCCAACCGCACACUACCCCUCUCCAUUCGAUCAAGCGAGUUCUCCUCCUCAACCGCGAGCCUCCCUCUGAGGACACCGGAUCCAUCAACAUCAGCCUGAGACACUAUGCAAUUACAACAAAGCAAGUGGGAAUACCAAAAGCCAUCCGACGACUCUACGCAGCCGAAAAGCUCGUAGGCAGCAGGGAAAGAAAGAAGAGCGCACUUCCCAACCUAGGCAAGCUCGAGGACGUUGCAGACUACAUGCUAGACCCCUCAGCAGCGGGAUACACAUCCGCCUCGGAUACGGAACAAGACACAGACGCUGAAGUUGAAGUUACAGCCCCAGUCCGCCAAAAAGUGCUUUCGCGCCGCGAAAAAGAAAAACUUAAGGCAGGUGACGAGACUUCGCACGCCCGCGCCCGCGGCUCUAAACCCCGUGUGGAAAAACGUGCGGUUAAGCUGAUUGAGUUGGGCCCUCGCAUGAAGCUGCGUCUUACUAAAGUCGAAGAAGACGUAUGCGGCGGAAAGGUUCUCUGGCACGAAUUUAUUACCAAGAGUAAAGCCGAAGAGCAGGAGCUGGAGAAGAGGUGGCAGCAGAAGAAUAAAGAAAAGGAGGAGAGGCGACGUAUUCAGCGGGAGAAUAUCGAGAGGAAGAGGAAGGAGAAGGCGGCUAAGGGUGAGACUGCUGAGGGAGAAGGCGAGGACGGCGAAGAGGAUGAGGAGAUGGAGGAUUUUGAGGAUUAUGACAUGGAUGAUGAUGUGUGGCAGGAUGCUGCGGAUGCGGGUGAGGAAGGUGAGGAAGGUGAGGAAGAUGAAGAUGAGGAGAUGGAAGAAUGAUUGAUGUAAAAACGAUCUGUAAUGAUACCCCGUUGGACGCUUGGAUCACGCAAUUGUAUGCAUCUCAAUACACGCGUUUUCAACUCCAUCGCAAUCCACCACCUCACGCUCCCUUUGGCUUCUUAAUAAUCACCUUCUCCCCAUCCGCACUCA